Messenger RNA from Lucilia cuprina (Australian sheep blowfly), 1453 nucleotides. RefSeq lists its product as uncharacterized. Lineage: Eukaryota; Metazoa; Arthropoda; Insecta; Diptera; Calliphoridae. The record is from RefSeq and is a predicted model, not a curated record. The transcript is spliced from 2 exons. The coding region runs from base 103 to 1278 and encodes 391 amino acids.
UGAUCGAAAUUAAAAACAUAAAUAAUAAUUUUCUAUUUUAAUUUCAAAGAAUUAAAAAUAUUUACUUUAAAGAAAAAACACUCAAAGCAAUAUGUCAAGAAAAUGAGUUCACCAGAUUCUAAAGAAAUUAAUUUAGUACGAUGUUUAAAAUGUGGCAAAAUAUUAAAAUGUUCGCGAUAUGAUACAGCAGCUUUAUUGGAACACAUACGCACAGAUCAUCCCGAAGUCGAUGUUGUAGAUACAGAUACUAAACGAAAAAGAUCAUAUCUUGAGGAAACAACUAAGCGAAAUCAAAAUUCCCCAGUUAAUAGAUAUAAAGGUCAGACAGAGCCUGACAAUGAAAUUAAGCAAUGUUGUGAGUGCUCCGAUGAGGAUUGUAAUGUAGACAAAUGUCAACCAUACAACGCAGAUCAAAAUGUCAGUUACGUGAAUACAGAGGAUGAGGAAAGAGAAAAACAAUGGCCUAGACCAUUUGUGACACAUUAUGCUGUAACAUCUGAAAUAUUAGAAAAGUAUCCAGAAAUAAAGGAGUGUGAAUAUUGUCCUCGUAAUCCAAAUGCUGAAGUUGUCUAUACACGACGUUAUAGACUAAAUACUCCUUCAACUGUAAAUGAGCAGGUCCUACAGCAACCAUUUCAACGCAACCUAUAUUGCACUUCUAUUGAAAAAUGGUGUCCCGCAGAUGGUACUAUUUAUUGUCCCAAAUGUGGCUGCAACAAACGUCCAUUGAUAAAAACAAAAGCACAGCGUUUUUCUAACAAUGAAUGUGCCGCCUGUUGCCUUUUAAGUUGUUGGCCAUUUUGUUUCCUACCCUGGCUAUUGCAGGGACCAAGUCAGGAUUAUCUACACUGUGCAAAUUGUAAAACAUUCCUCGGUUUAUAUGAUCGCAAUACGAAUUGUGUACAACCCAAUCGUUUGUAUAUUACAGUCGAUCCAAAUGAUCAGUGUUUUGUCAAGGAUGAUAACAGUGUUGCAAAUGAAAAAGCUGAAAAACUAUUGGAUAAUGAAUCACCACCUCCCAGUUCUGCGGGUGAUGAUAGUGCUAAUGUGAAACGUUUACCCUCCAUUGUCGUAGAUGGUAAAGAACUAUCACCCGAUGUGGUGGCACGCUUGCAGAAAUUUAAAAAAUACGGUUCUUUAGCAGGUAUCGAUUUAGAUGCUUUAACCAAUCCGUCAGAUUCCCCAAAUUCAACGAAACGUAAUGGUUCCUAUAGACAAAAUCAAAAAGCGCCAUCUAAUGACAAAGCAAAUAGAAAAACGGUUGUUAAGAGUGCUUGAAUUGACUAAAUGUAAAUGUAAAAUUACAUGCUGAAAGCUUUUAGUGUACUAGAGCUUUUUGUGGUAUGUUAAACUUUUUACAGUUGCUGUUAUACUUUUGUGUAAAAAUUAACAGAAAUGUUCGAAAGUGUUCGUUGUGAAUACACGUUUGUAAAAAUUAAAUAAAAUUUGCAAU